Messenger RNA from Annulohypoxylon truncatum, 614 nucleotides. RefSeq lists its product as uncharacterized. The transcript has 2 exons. Lineage: Eukaryota; Fungi; Ascomycota; Sordariomycetes; Xylariales; Hypoxylaceae. The coding region runs from base 135 to 497 and encodes 120 amino acids. The record is from RefSeq and is a predicted model, not a curated record.
GUGGCAGCUGUCAGCAGUCAGCAAUAUUCGAGUUGAUCAAUUAAGUACAACGCCAUGGAAACAUUCGGAGUUUUUCAUCUGACAUCUACUCCUUUCCUUCGCCAUCUGCGUUAUUUAGCAUUCGCAUAACAGAAAUGGCUCCGUCACCCCUGCCAGAUUUUGUUUACAAGAUCGUGCCUUCGGCACCUCCAACGCCAAUUCCAUCCCAGUAUCCUUUGUCGGAGCUCGACCAGAAGGACGGAUUUGUUCACUUAAGUACCGGUACCCAGAUUCCAAUAACAUCGGAUCUGUUUUUCAAAGAGGCUACGACUAUCUGGGUACUUAAAAUCCGGUUUGCUCCUAAAUUCCACCCCGCGACAACGUGGGAGAUUGAGGGAUGCCCGCAUCUGUACGGUAAUUUCGGAGCUGAUGAUGUCGAGGGCGUAAAAGAAUUCUCCCGAUUGGAUGGUCAGAGUUGGAAGGAAUCUAUGAAGAAUAACGGUGGCUUCCUAGUCUAAACAUCUAUUUGAAGAAAUGCGAUUCCACAUAUAAAAGUCAAGGCGCGUUUCACAAUGGCUGAGUUUCCGGCUGAAACAAACCUUGCCGAUCUUGCUAUUUACACCUUCCGCCUUCGU